AGAAAGGCCCGGUCGCGCCGAGGUUUGAGCGGCCGUCGCCAUUUUGUAGGGUUCUCUCUGACGCGGGAGCCGCCGCCAGCGCUGCUGCCACCCGGAGGCUCUUGGCAGAAUGGUGAAGCUGUUCAUCGGAAACCUGCCCCGGGAGGCCACAGAGCAGGAGAUCCGCUCGCUCUUCGAGCAGUAUGGGAAGGUGCUGGAAUGUGACAUCAUUAAGAACUACGGCUUUGUGCACAUAGAGGACAAGACGGCGGCCGAGGAUGCCAUCCGCAACCUGCACCACUACAAGCUGCACGGGGUGAACAUCAACGUGGAAGCCAGCAAGAAUAAGAGCAAAGCUUCAACCAAGUUGCAUGUAGGCAACAUCAGUCCUACCUGUACCAACCAAGAGCUCCGGGCCAAGUUUGAGGAGUACGGUCCAGUCAUCGAAUGUGACAUCGUGAAAGAUUAUGCCUUUGUACACAUGGAGCGGGCUGAGGAUGCAGUGGAGGCCAUCAGGGGCCUUGACAACACAGAGUUUCAAGGCAAACGAAUGCACGUGCAAUUGUCCACCAGCCGGCUUCGCACUGCCCCUGGGAUGGGAGACCAGAGCGGCUGCUAUCGGUGUGGGAAAGAGGGGCACUGGUCCAAAGAGUGUCCAGUAGAUCGUUCGGGCCGCGUGGCGGACUUGACCGAGCAGUAUAAUGAACAGUAUGGAGCGGUGCGCACACCUUACACCAUGGGCUACGGGGAGUCCAUGUAUUACAACGACGCGUAUGGAGCACUUGACUACUAUAAGCGUUACCGAGUCCGCUCUUAUGAGGCAGUGGCAGCAGCAGCAGCAGCUUCCGCCUACAACUAUGCAGAGCAGACCAUGUCUCAUCUGCCUCAAGUCCAGAACACAGCUGUGGCCAGUCACCUCAACUCCACUUCCGUUGAUCCCUACGACAGACACCUGUUGCCAAACUCAGGCGCUGCUGCCACCUCAGCUGCUAUGGCUGCUGCCGCUGCCACCACGUCCUCCUAUUACGGAAGGGACAGGAGCCCCCUGCGUCGUGGUGCAGCUGUACUCCCCACAGUUGGAGAGGGCUACGGUUAUGGGCCAGAGAGUGAGCUGUCUCAGGCUUCAGCAGCUGCACGGAAUUCUCUGUAUGACAUGGCCCGGUAUGAACGGGAGCAGUAUGUGGACCGAGCACGGUACUCAGCCUUUUAAAAACUGGAGGUAGGAUAAUUGCGGACUGAACCCUCGGGCUGCGGUCAUAUAUGAGAACUUGCUCCGCGCGGUCCCCUUUGCCGGGAUGUUUCCAUUGCUUCAUGUUUCAGUAAACAAAGGAGUUUGUGACCAACUAUGUUUUCUUUCUUAAUUUAAUUCUUCUACGUUCACUUUUCUCUCCUCCUGGUACUAGUCUCUGUAGCCUUUCUGUUCCUCACGUUCCCAGCCUCUGAGCAGCCCUAGGUAAGAAUUAUGUUGGCGUCCCCUUUCUCCUGUACAGUGGAAUCCCUCUUAUCUUGCUUUCCUUAGGAGUUGACCCCUUCUCCCUGCCUACCUGCAACAUCUCCUUUCCCUUUAAAAUGACCACGUAGAGGCAAGCAACCUUUUACUCUUCUCUGUUAGCUCUGGACUCUUAACACUGAAGCUAAUCUUCUGAAAUUGCUAAGACCAUUGGGGUUUUGGUGGUUGUUUUGUUUGUUUUGUUUUGUUUUAUGUCUGACCUGUGAUCGUGGUACAGCAGUAGCUGAAAUUUAGCCUUGUUUUACUCCACUUCUCCCACUUUUUUUUUU
Messenger RNA from Budorcas taxicolor (takin), 1758 nucleotides. Its product is annotated as RNA-binding protein 4B. Gene Ontology annotation, molecular function: mRNA binding; zinc ion binding. Gene Ontology annotation, biological process: mRNA splicing, via spliceosome. The record is from RefSeq and is a predicted model, not a curated record. Gene Ontology annotation, cellular component: nuclear speck. The transcript is spliced from 4 exons. NCBI's taxonomy places the organism in Eukaryota, Metazoa, Chordata, Mammalia, Artiodactyla, Bovidae. The coding region runs from base 110 to 1189 and encodes 359 amino acids.